AUGGCGCCGCACUCUAUCGUCACCUCGCCUCAAGAUCGGGUGUCGAAACGGAAACGCGUGGCUCUCGCUUGCUCGCAGUGUCGUACUAGGAAAUCUCGCUGUGACGGGCUACGACCUUCGUGCUCCACUUGCCUCGAGUCAUCUCUACAGUGCCAAUAUCAGCGUCUGCCAUCGCCACAGCUAAGGAACCCGACAUAUGCGCAACUCGCAAGGAGAGUCAAAGACCUGGAGGCCCAAUUGCUAUGGGCAUCAGCAUUCUCCGACAAACCUCUUCAGCGAGCGCCUGAGCCAUUGGAUAGUCAUGAUGAGUCUGCCGUAGAUCUGUUGGCUACUAACGCUUUUGACGAGUCACCGCAACAAGACAUCGGCUAUUUCGGUAAGCUGUACUACGCUUGGAAUUACCACCAGCUGACAUGA
Alternaria alternata is the source of this 417-nucleotide messenger RNA. RefSeq lists its product as hypothetical. Lineage: Eukaryota; Fungi; Ascomycota; Dothideomycetes; Pleosporales; Pleosporaceae. Gene Ontology annotation, molecular function: DNA-binding transcription factor activity, RNA polymerase II-specific; RNA polymerase II cis-regulatory region sequence-specific DNA binding; zinc ion binding. The coding region runs from base 1 to 417 and encodes 138 amino acids. Gene Ontology annotation, biological process: positive regulation of transcription from RNA polymerase II promoter by galactose. Gene Ontology annotation, cellular component: nucleus. The transcript is spliced from 3 exons. The record is from RefSeq and is a predicted model, not a curated record.